AAGUAUUCGAUUUGGUAAAGCAAAUUGGCACAGAUGAAGAAAACAGACUUAAAACAAAGAUACUUGAAUCAAAUAAUGAAACGAAAAUUGAACACCUUGAAUCAAUAAAGAAUCAAAAUUUCAAGAAUAUAACGAAGAGAAAAACUUUAGCAAAUAUAGAGAUUAAAAGACUUUUAGCAAAAUUGGAGGCAUUUGAUUCAUCAUUAGCCAAAAACUGCUUUCAAAUUAUUAACAAUUGCGAUUGCGAUAUUGAAACUAUUGAACUGAAUAUUGAAUAUCUUAAUAACUAUAUUUAUAACCAAUUAAUUCCGAUAUUUCGAAUAAAUAGAUGUACUUCUGGCAAAGUUUUUAGGGACGAAGAAUUAACUGUAUCACAUAAUCGCGAAAUUGGUGCUGCAACACAUUUUACGAUUGAUAUGGCUAAUUCUUCAUUUCUGAAAACUUUGCCAGAA
Messenger RNA from Racocetra persica, 452 nucleotides. The record is from the annotation of a GenBank genome assembly. NCBI's taxonomy places the organism in Eukaryota, Fungi, Glomeromycota, Glomeromycetes, Diversisporales, Gigasporaceae.